GAAGAUACAGCAAUUAUUGUAAAUAUCAUUAAUGUACAAAAUAAUACUGAAAACAUUAACGGUUUCUUUUUUUCUCUUUUUUUCUUUUACAGAUUCAGUAAAAAAAAAGAAAAAAGUGUCUAUUAUUGAGAAUGAGUUGCUGACCCUGAUAACGGAGGACGACGACAACCCAGAAUGGUUUACAACACUCAGCAACAGUGUCUCCACCAAUGAUUAUUUCCAUGCUUUGAAAAGUUCAAACCAUUUCUACCUUGUGCCUCGAUUAUUCAAGCUGCUACAGGAAUGUCUCGUUACACAGAGAUGGUCUGAGGCACUGAAGGUUAUGAACGCCAUUGCCACUGAACCAUUACACACAUCUAACACAAUAUGGCGGGCUGGAAUGGAAAUUUUGUAUGCUAAUCCAUCUGGUAAUAUGAGUCUCAUAGGACAACUUACCAAUCAGCUGAAGGUUCUGUCCGACAUCAAUGGUAAAGAGGUUGUGCUGGAGUACUUCAUGUACCUGCUCACACAGGGACACCUGGACGAUGCAAAGAAGGCAAUUCAGAGUGCCAAUACCAUAAAGCGACAUGGACAGAAGUCUAAUGAGAAGUCGAACUAUAUUAACACUUUACUGAGGGCCUACCAAGGUCUUGUGUGGUAUGUGGAGUGGCUCAUGAGUAAACAGAGGCAUGAAUUUCAGACCACACAAGACAGAGAUAAUCCGGGUUUAGUAGGUGUGAUGAGUCACAUUAACUAUGAAGAAAAAAUGAAACUGCAAGCCACCAAGGCUGUCACCUGUUUUCAGUCAGUCAUUAAUGGUCCCGGAGUCUGGGAUAUUUUUAUAACCAAGUACAUUGAGCUGCUGGAGUACAUGCAAGAUGAAGAAAAGGCUCACAAUGUGUUGUUGUCAUACUGCGAGAAGAAUGAAGAUAAUCCGAAUGCGUAUUGCUACUUGUAUGAGUUUCAGAUACGACAGGGGGAAUCUGAUGAUCAAGUCAUAAAAACUCUAUCAUUGCUGGCAGACAAAGAUCCAUCAAACAAGCUUGUUUUAGAUCUGUGUAAUCUUAUUAAAGACACCCCAAAGGAAGUCGAACAUUUGUUUAAUUUAUUGGAUUAUCCCAUGUGGAAUGAAACUUUGCUACCAUGGCAACAGUUGCUGUCUUUUUUAGAAAACAUAAAAUCAAGACCAAGUUUAAAGGUCUUGGAUCAGUGUUGGAACAUGCGCAAAGACUGGUGGCCAAACUAUGUGUGGAACAAAGAUGGCAUCUCGACUAUGGACAGAGAAGUGAUGAUCAACAAGGCACUAGUAGCCUCUGCUCUUUUGGGAAGAGAAAAUGCUUUCACAGAAGCUGUGUUGCUAGUUGUGGAUGAGGAGGAUAAACCGAGGUUGCUUGAGAAAGUCUUCACAAGUGAUCUGUUGUCGGGGAUCACAUGACUAACUGGUCGUGUACAUGUACAAACAAAAACAACCACAAUGUUCAUAUAGCACAUGAUGCUCCCACCUACUUGGGGUAAUACAGUGUUCCACAGAACAACCUCAUAAUGUGAUAUAUAUCACACGAUUCUCCAGUUUGUCUUUCAACAGACCGCUUCAUGAAAUGUGAAGUCUGCAGUCAAGUGUUCUUGGUUACUUGUUACAACACACCACCUCUGGUCUGAUGCAAAAACUACAACCUUACAGGACAAUGACAUGCUGUGUGGCCUAUUAACUGGUUUCUAAGUAUAUAUGCCACAUACAAAUCGGGCACUGAUGAUUAAGUAAUGAGAUUGAUAUGAAGUCACUAAAUAAAGACAUUUCUGGUGAUUUCUUUGAUGAACUACGAUCCACCUUGUUAAUUUGAAGUGUUGAUUUGUAUUUAACACAUGGAAAUAAGUAAUGUGUUAUAAACCAACAUAAAGAAGUUAAUAUUUCA
Molecule: messenger RNA, 1892 nt
Organism: Gigantopelta aegis
Lineage: Eukaryota; Metazoa; Mollusca; Gastropoda; Neomphalida; Peltospiridae
Product: TATA box-binding protein-associated factor RNA polymerase I subunit A-like
Exons: 12
Coding region: 32-1414 (460 amino acids)
Biological process (GO): transcription by RNA polymerase I
Cellular component (GO): RNA polymerase I transcription regulator complex
Molecular function (GO): protein binding
Source: RefSeq, a predicted model, not a curated record